UGCCUUAGCGACGCAACUUUUAUUUUGAAAACCUUUUCCGGAAGCCCCACCUCGCACAGCCGCUGACCUGACACCACUGUGUGUCCCUCCACUCCACUCAGUCGGUUCAGCAUCUGUCUUCAGCAGUCCUCGGAGCGCGCAGUAUGGAUCCGUUACGCAUUACGCACUAUGGUGUCCUUUCUGGCACAGACGCUUUUCUGACACGCGCUUCUGACUCGUGUCAAGACAUCAACUCUUAAAAAGCUGCGGGGACUUGCAGACAAGAAGAAGCGCUUUCUCUCUCUGUCUCUCUGUCUGUGUGUCUGUCUGUGUUGAAUGCAGCAGAGGGAGAAGACACAAGUGAUUCGUGGAGCCUCUUGUUUUCUCCGCUCCGCUCCAACGCGCGCACACACACUUUUUUUUUUUUUUUUUGGACUUAUUUUCAAACGGGAUAUCAUUUGUUGCGCCUACAAUUUUUGGCGUUUUUAUGUGGAUACUUAUUCUGGACCAUGGGAGACUCCGUGUUCCUCGACAGGCAAAACUCUUAUCUCGGUGAUUUCACCUGGAGCAGCCUGUCGGGGCGGAGCGUGCGCCUGGCGCCGGUUGACAUCCAGAGCCUGUCGGAGCUGGAGAGGGCCAAGCUGCAGGAAGUAGCCUACACCCGUUUACACCAGGACUAUGACCUGGGAUGUCAGAUAACCAUGCCAAAAGAUGGACAGAAGAGGAAAAAGUCGCUGAGGAGGAAGUUGGACUCGCUAGCGAAGGAGAAGAGUAAAGACAAAGAAUGCAUCCCCCAGGCCUUCAGUAUCGGGCUCUCCCAGGUCAUCGCCAACGACCGAACGCACCGGCAGCGCCAGGACAGCUACCGUCAGGACCCCCCGCAGAGAGAGGAGCACAAGGACUCCUCCGACCUCGUCUCCUCCAUUUUACAGUUUGCCACCAAGCGGCCGUCCAAUAAGGAGUUAUCCAGCAGUAACUCGUCUUUGAGUUCCACGUCAGAGACGGCGAAUGAAUCAACAUCACCCAACACGCCUGAGGCUGCUCCUCGGGCACGCAGGAGGGGAGGCAUGUCGGUGGACUCCAUCACAGACCUGGACGACAGCCAGUCGCGCCUCCUGGAGGCUCUGCAGCUCUCUCUGCCGGCUGAAACGCCCAAUAAAAAGGAGAAGCACCGAGACAAACGGCUGAGCCUCAACCCCAUCUACCGCCAGGUGCCCCGCGUGGUCGACAGCUGCUGCCAGCACAUCGAGAAAUACGGUCUGCAGACGGUGGGGAUCUUUAGAGUGGGAAGCUCCAAGAAGAGAGUCCGGCAGCUGCGGGAGGAGUUUGACCGCGGCGUGGACGUGCAGCUGGACGAGGAGCACAGCGUGCACGACGUGGCCGCUCUGCUGAAGGAGUUCCUCAGGGACAUGCCCGACCCGCUGCUCACCAAGGAGCUCUACACGGCCUUCAUCAACACCACAUUGUUGGACUCAGAUGAGCAGCAGAAUGUGACCCAGCUGCUGGUCUACCUGCUCCCAGCAUGCAACAGUGACACGCUGCACCGCCUCCUGGAGUUCCUGUCCACGGUGGCCGACCACGCCCACGACCAGCAGGACAAGGAAGGACAGGAGAUCACGGGGAACAAGAUGACGUCUCUGAACCUGGCCACCAUCUUCGGGCCCAACCUGCUGCACAAGCAGAAGAACUCUGACAAAGAGUUCAGCGUGCAGAGCUCGGCGCGCGCCGAGGAGAGCACCGCCGUCAUCGCCGUGCUGCAGAAGAUGAUCGCCAGCUACCAGACGCUCUUCAUGGUGCCUCCUGACCUGCAGAACGAGGUUCUGAUGAACCUGCUGGAGACGGAUCCAGACGUGGUGGACUACCUUCUGAGGAGAAAAGCCUCUCAGAGUCCUGACCUGCUGCAGGCGGAGGAGGCCUUCACGCUGAGCGAGCGCCACUCCUCCAGCGACUCCAACAAGGCGUCCAGCGGCGAGGUGUCGCCGUACGACAACAACUCUCCGAUCCUCAGCGAGCGGCGGGAGGCGGGGAGUCCCGGCAGCGAGCCGCUCUUCAGGGUCCCAGAACAGUUCAGCGUGGUGGGGCAGGUGGCGCCGUGGAGCAGAGAACCAGGGGCCGACACCUGGGGCGCCAAAGACCCGAUAUCAGAGGAGCACGCUAACAUUUGGGGGACGUGGCACGCGACUCUGAAACCGGCCCUCAAGGACCAAACGUACACAGGUUCCCAUGGCAACAUGUCGGAGGGAAGCUCCCGCAGCUCGCAGGAAGGUCUCGACGGUCUCCAUGGCGACAACCGGCCGCAGGCGAUGCUGCAGCGGACGCACACGUCGCCGGGCAUCGCCGAGUGCAGACCCCACCCCCCCGUCACCAGAGUGUGUACGAGUCCUCACGUGGAGGCGGGACACGCUCGCCUGCAGCUCAACGCCAACUCGUCCGUGACGGCGAACCUCAACCACACGCUCGGCCUCCGCCACGGACUCAAACCUCAGACCGGAGACGACGGGCGCUUCCCCCCGCCGUACGACGCCCACCACCGCCUGGCCGGGUCGCAGAGCUCCCCUCAGCUGGCGCCGGCUCAGCGGCCCCCCCUGCAGCACGGGAGGCUCAGCGCGGCGCCCAGUAACUCGACCACGGAGAGCCACAUGGCGCCGCACAGCCCCGAGUGGCAGGACUGGCAGAGGGAGCGCUGGCAGAUCUGGCAGCUGCUCUCCUCGGACAACGCCGACGCUCUGCCAGAGACGCUGGUGUGACAUCACAGCGAGACGUUCUGCUCCGCUCGCCAGCCUCGAUCAAACCUACGGGAUGAAAUAUGAGACACCAGAAACUGAGUUUUAAUUAUUUAUAUUUGAAUUUGCAUUGCUUAACUUGAAUAAUUGCAUU
Molecule: messenger RNA, 2856 nt
Organism: Centropristis striata (black sea bass)
Lineage: Eukaryota; Metazoa; Chordata; Actinopteri; Perciformes; Serranidae
Product: rho GTPase-activating protein 6-like
Exons: 14
Coding region: 489-2726 (745 amino acids)
Biological process (GO): signal transduction
Source: RefSeq, a predicted model, not a curated record